This is a messenger RNA of Phlebotomus papatasi, 2806 nucleotides long. RefSeq names its product nucleolar MIF4G domain-containing protein 1 homolog. The record is from RefSeq and is a predicted model, not a curated record. Lineage: Eukaryota; Metazoa; Arthropoda; Insecta; Diptera; Psychodidae. Gene Ontology annotation, cellular component: nucleolus. Bases 162 to 2732 code for a protein of 856 amino acids. Gene Ontology annotation, molecular function: protein binding; RNA binding. Gene Ontology annotation, biological process: ribosomal small subunit biogenesis. The transcript is spliced from 4 exons.
AUAACUGCAAAAUUCAUAAAAUUGUUUUGUAAAAAUAUCAAUUUGGUGUGAAUUUUCGUGUGUACAGUGGAAAAUAUUUCUCUGAGUCGUAUUUUAUUAUUAAUUACAGUAACGUGAAACUCAAUUUAGAAUUGUUCUAAGAGAAGGAAAAACGCGGAAAAAUGGGCAAAACCAAAAGCCAGGAGAAGAAAAAGAGACCUCCAACAAGAAAAGAACUCCGGAAACAAAAGAGACAGCAAAAGAAGCGGGUAAAGCAUGAAUUCUUUUCCAAGAAGAAAAAACUGCCUGAAUUGAGAGGCGAGAAGAAGGUUAGCAGGAAGAGAGCCCCUCAAGCCGAACCUGACAUGUCAGAUGAAGAGAUUCCCUCAGACGAUGAGAUUGUGUCAGCCCCAGAGCCUAGUUCUACUGGUGAGAAGCCCACUAUUAUUGAGAAUCCUAUGGAUCGAUUUAUAAAAGCUGCAGAAAAGAAGAAUAAACUUGUGAAGGAGAUUACUAGUGGAUCCAGGAAGAGGAGAAUUGAACAGCUGAAGGCAGAAAAUGAGAAAGAAGAUCGCCUAAUUCGUCAAUUAGAAAAAAAGCUGAAGAUUGAUAAAAAGAAGAGCGACAGAACUGUGCCAAAAUGCUUCGAUGAUGGAUUUGACUAUAUUCUGGAACUCUGUCUUCCGGAAAAUAUUGACAAAAUGUAUAAGGCUGCCAAGGAAGCAGAUGAUCUCGAUGAUGAAAAUACCAGUUCACUUACUAAUGGGAAAAAUAUGAAAAAGUCAAAAAAGGAAGUGUCCGAAGACGUGAAAGAAAGUCGUUUGAAGGAAGCAGAGAAGAAAUACUUCGGAAGCGACAGUGAACUUGAAUCGAGAGAUUCAGAGAGUUCAGAGGGGGAGGAUCCGGAGGGUAAUGAAUAUUCAGAUAGUGACUCAGAUUCAGAAGAUGACCAAGAGUCUCACAAAUACGUUCGAGCCCCAAAAUAUGAAUCUGAUGAGUCAGAAAAUGAAGGCUCGGAUGCUGAGGAUUCAGUUGCCGACGGUGAAUCUGAGAGUGAUAAGGAAGAAGCUCCAGAAGAUAGCGUAGGAGCAUCUGAAGAAGAGGAAAACUGCGAGGACAUCUAUGGCCGGAAGAGAAAUCGGGAGGGAAAAGUCGUAACUGAAACGCCUACAAAUGGAAAAUACAUCCCACCGCAGUUACGAGCCAAAAAAUCCAGUGAUUUGUCUGAAAGUCCUGAGAAGCAAGAAAAGCUCCAGAGACUUCAGAAGCAACUAAAAGGAUGGCUCAAUCGUCUAACUGAGACAAAUCUGCAGAAAAUAGCCAAGGACACUGAAGAUCUCUAUAUGAAAAAUUCUCGUCACGAUAUGAAUCACACUAUCUGUUCCCUAAUCCUCGAGUCUAUCAUCACACCAAUUGCUGCUGCUGAACGAAUGAUCCUCGAACACUCUCUAUUCAUUGCUGUUCUGCAUGCCAAUGUUGGAAGUGAGGUUGGUGCCCAUUUCCUGGAAGCUCUCGUCGAGAGAUUCGAUACGAAACUCAAUCAAAUUGAAUCUUACGAUGUAGAGAACAAGGAACUGGACAAUGUAGUUGUAUUCCUCUGUCACCUGUACACUUUUCGGAUAUGUCAGCAUGGCCUCAUCUUGGAACUGCUAAAGAGACUAAGCAUUCAACUGAGUGAAAAGUGUGUUGAGUGUAUUCUUGUGAUAUUCCGCGCUGUAGGAUUUGCCCUGAGAAAAGAUGAUCCUGCAGCUCUGAAGGAUUUCAUUGGAGAAAUACGCGAGAAAGCAGACACCCUUCCGGAUGCACUAAAAGACAACACAAGAAUGAAGUUCAUGCUGGAUAUUUUGGUAGCUGUGAAGAAUAACAAUAUGCUCAAGAUUCCUAACUAUGAUCCCAGCCUGGCUGAGCACUUACGAAAGGUUCUCAAGGGAAUUCUGAAGAAUGGCAAAUACGUUACAACACUCAAUAUCACCUUGGAUGAUCUCUUGAAUACGGAUCAGAGGGGAAAAUGGUGGAUUGUGGGUUCAGCCUGGACUGGAAGGCAAUCUGAGGAUCAAGGGACUUCCAACAGGAAAAAGGUCCAACAAUUCAGCGACGAAGUGUUAGAGCUUGCCAAUACACACAGAAUGAAUACAGAGGACAAAAGGAAUGUUUUCUGCACCCUCAUGACAGCCACCGAUCAGACUGAUGCCUUCAAUCAACUUAUAGAACUUUCCAUUAAGGAUCUCCGGGUGAUUGCAUCAAUUCUCAUCUAUUCGUGCAUCUGUGAGUCAGUGUACAAUGCAUUCUAUGCCGUUGUGGCUGAGAAAUUAUGCUUUUUUGACCGGAAAUAUCGACUGGCCAUUCAAUUUGCCGCUUGGGAUAAAAUUAAGAUUCUGGGUAAACAUACCGAUGCUCAGAUUGAGAACUUUUCGAGAUUCAUUGCUCAUCUGAUUGAGGAAGGAGCUCAGCCUCUUUCAAUCCUCAAAGUCAUUGAUUAUGGUGAGAUUGAGAGGCCAACUGUGAAAUUUGUUAGGAGAAUCCUGCUAUCUAUUCUCUUGAAAGAUGAUUACACGUGCAAAAAGGUAUUUGAUAAAAUUUCCCCAAGUGCUCAAUUGAAUCAAUUCAAAACCAAUUUGAAGCUCUUCCUGAAUCAUUUCCUGCUAAAGAAAGCCAACAAAUUGGACUUACCUGAGGACCAACUGGAGAUGGUAAAGAAGAGGAUUGCAAUUGCUGAGGAUUCUCUGUCAGCAGGCUCAAGGGUUUUGCUGUGAAAUAUUUGACCCAUUUGACCCAAUUAAUUCAUAGAGAAUUCUUUUUAAAUAUAUAUUUCCCAGUUUCCGAUAAA